Molecule: messenger RNA, 1395 nt
Organism: Cladocopium goreaui
Lineage: Eukaryota; Dinophyceae; Suessiales; Symbiodiniaceae
Source: the annotation of a GenBank genome assembly
AUGUCUGCUCAUAGAGAAUAUGCUGAACUAGAGAGAACAAGUGGGUUUUCAGAUCAUUUCAUCUCGCCCAGCUGCACUUUUCCAAGGUUUCACUUCUACCGGGUGGCCAGUAUCCAUCAGACAUCAGGUGGUGCUGUCCGAAUAGAAGCAGAAGAUGGAACGCGUUUGCUGGUGCAGGAUGACAGGAUCUUGUUCGAGCGCCCCUGGCUUCCUAAGGAAGCUGCAUCAACUUCGAGCACAGGUGCAGAGCCGAGCCUCGUGUGGCGAAGGCUUGAGCGUCCCCACGGGUGUCUUGAAGAUCAUACGCCCGUUGACUGCAGCAUAGCUGGCAACUUGCCUGUACCAGGCCAGCCUCUUUGGGCAGACUUCGAGCUGGCUGAAAACAAUGGAGCUGAGGUUACACAGGCCUGGGGUGUCAUGGAGGCGUCCAAAGACCAAGGUCCGGAAACGGGGGGCACAUGGGAGAGGAAAUCGAGAUUCUCUGAAGCAGAUCUCGAGAGGGCCUGCAAUCCAGGUAGCUACCUGAAGGCCGUUUCUCUGGUGAAGCAGGGGGCUGUGAAGAUCACAGGAGGGGCCGGUGGUGCCGAAGCGCAAGUCCAAAGCGAGCGAGGCACCGGGCACUACACCGUGCGUCUGGGCCGCUGCGGAGUUUCAGUGAAUGCAAAGUGCAGCUGCGUGGAUUCGCGGACACGCCCUGGUCUCUGCAAACACGCUGCCGCGUUGGCGCUGGUUUUCCUGCAGAAUGGCCAUGAGUUGCCUCAGCUGCUGCUGGCCCCAAGCCACACAUCUCGGGCAAAGCCAAGGCCACCUGCCAUGCCUAGAAAACGCGAACCAUCGCCUGGGCUGGAGGUGGAAGAGGUGGAGGAAGCUCCUGCUUUGAAGAGGCCGUGCUUUCCCAAGCCCAAGGCAGCUCCAGGGCCCUCCAGUGCCGUGGGAUCCGGUUGGGCAAGAGGCUUCCUGUUGCGGAGGCUGAAUGCAUCUGCUCUUGCAGGCGACUCUGAAACUUUUUCCAAUGAUAUCCAACGCCUGGAGAAUCUGGGCGAAAAGGAAGCGAGCACAUUGUUGCACAAGGCCAUUGUUGGCAAUGACGCUGCGGGUGCUGGAGAAAUCGUCACAACCCUGCUGGACCGUCCAGAGGGGCGUGCUGUCGCAGUCACAGGCACCUUCGACGAGCUGCGGCGCACUCCACUACACGCAGCAGUUGCAGCGGAUAGGCUUGGCAUCUGCCGGGCGCUCUUGGAGGCCCGGGCCAAUGUGGCCAUGGCCAACGGCAAUGGCUUGACGCCCUUGGAUCUCGCGCGCCGGCGGAAGGUGGACACAUCCAAAGGUGAUUGGCGCCAGCGCGAGGAUCAGUUUCUAAUUCUACUACAAGAAGCCAUGGAGAGACGAACGUGA